Molecule: messenger RNA, 2124 nt
Organism: Necator americanus (New World hookworm)
Lineage: Eukaryota; Metazoa; Nematoda; Chromadorea; Rhabditida; Ancylostomatidae
Exons: 17
Coding region: 1-2124 (707 amino acids)
Biological process (GO): lipid metabolic process
Source: RefSeq, a predicted model, not a curated record
AUGCGACGUGUGCGGACAGUCAGAGCUGGAGUUUAUCCGCACAUGGUCAUGGUAACCACUAGGCUUGUGUUUGGCUUCGAUGCUUCUCUCCCUGUAGCGCGGAUCACCACCUUGGGAGGCCCUAAGGAUACCGCUAUAUUUCCCCUUACUUUACCCUUACUCUGGCCCCAUGCCGGCCUUACACUAGGCUCUGCUACUUGUGAGGAUCCUCUGGCAGACGCCCUGUGGGCACUGCGGCCUGGCGUCUUCGAUGCCUUGGCAGUAUAUGUACGCACACUUAACGUAUACGUACAGUUGCCUAGCCACUCCCCUAUGGCUCCUGUCUACUCUACUACGUUCAGUACACAGGGGCCUAACCGUCCACUCACUACGGGCCCGGCAAGUACAAAUCCCCGGACGUAUGAACGAAGUCCUGGUCGCGGGACCAUGUGCUCCGCUACGCCGGACAGCCUCAAGGACGCCGGUUACCUCCUGUUCGUGCGAGCUCCUCCUCCCCCCUUUUGGCAGAUGGUAUUGCUCGAAAGUGGCGCUGAUGUUCGAUACCAAUCGCAUCCUCUCCUCGAUUCCGUUCCGGUUGCCGCUUGCCAGCUCUAUCGUCAAACCACAGUCGUUUGUGGCAUGCAGAAAACCACCUGCUCCGGAUACACAGCGAUACUUCCAGCAGAUAAAGCGAUAGUGUUAAGUUUCAGAGGAACAACAUCACCUGCGCAACUACUCGAAGAAUCGGCUAAAACCGCUUUCAAUGGAUGGUUUAAAUGGAUGUUCGGAGGGCAUGUCUCGAGUUACUUUGGCAAUGCAUUCACAAAAGUCUGGAACGGUGGAAUGGGUGCAGACUUCGUGAAACUCAGAAAGCAGUACCCAAACUUUGAAAUAUGGAUUACUGGCCACUCUCUUGGAGGCUCAAUGGCAUCACUUGCUAAUUCGUACAUCCUGGGCGAAGGUUACGCUGAUCCACUAAAAACGAAGUUGAUCACUUUUGGUCAGCCAAGAACUGGAGACCCAAUCUUCUCAAACACUCACAGAGAACAGGCUGAAUACGUUUUUCGAGUUACACACUGGCGAGACAUUGUGCCUCAUAUCCCAUCCAUAGGCUACAGACAUCACAGGCGAGAGACAUUCUACAAAAGCGGAAUGAAACCUAAAGCAUUCCAAGUCUGUGAAGAUGGCGAGUCGAAUGAGUGCAGUAACGGCUUGUUUUUCAAAGGUAGCACAAAAGACCACAUAUUUUACUUUGGUAAAAUGGCGGCUAUGAGUUUGCCACGUGCUUCCUUUAAGCUGAUUCCCUUCGUAGUCAUCUCCAUACUUGGCUCGGUUUACUGUGCCGAAUACUCGGACGAGUUUGCGAGGAUGUUGCUGCCGCUUAGUGCUGCAGCGUACGCGGAUACUCCAUGGAAAUGCUUGGCGAUGCAUUUCCCGAAGUCUCAAAUUCAACGUCAGGUGACUGUGAACUGUGGUAAAUACAUCUGCUCUGGAUUCACAGCUGUUCUUCAUAAGCACAAGGCUAUUGCCGUGAGUUUCAGAGGAACAACAAAUCCAGUCCAGUUGAUAGAUGAGGCCAUCAAAAGUGUUGUCAAUAGCUGGAUUGAUUGGCCAUACGGUGGAAUGGUUUCAAAGUAUUUCUAUGAUGCGUUCAUGGAGAUUUGGUUUAGUGGAAUGGCAGCAGACGUUCAGUUUUUGACAACACAGUUCCCAAAAUACGAGAUUUGGGUUACUGGACAUUCACUUGGUGGAGCAAUGGCUUCUCUUGCUGCUCACUGGAUGGUUGGAAGUAAAAUGGUGGAUGGUAGCAAAAUUAAACUUGUAACACUGGGUCAACCAAGGACCGGUGACAAUGUGUUUGCAAGGAAUCAUACUGCUGCGAUUGACUACACUUUCCGAAUUGUACACUGGCGUGACGUCGUACCUCACCUACCUUCAUACGACGAGAGACCAGGUGGCUACUAUCACCAUAAAACUGAGGUUUUCUACGAUGAUGAGAUGUCUCCGAAAAAGUAUACCGUGUGCAAAGAGUACGAAGAUAAAAAGUGCAGCAAUGGACUCUGGGUACAUACAAGUAUUUCGAAUCACAAACACUACUUCGGGAGAAAAAUCCGAGAAUGGGGAGAGAGUGGAUGUUUUGAAUGA